Molecule: messenger RNA, 1609 nt
Organism: Gambusia affinis (western mosquitofish)
Lineage: Eukaryota; Metazoa; Chordata; Actinopteri; Cyprinodontiformes; Poeciliidae
Product: low choriolytic enzyme-like
Exons: 14
Coding region: 100-1266 (388 amino acids)
Biological process (GO): proteolysis
Molecular function (GO): metalloendopeptidase activity; zinc ion binding
Source: RefSeq, a predicted model, not a curated record
UUCAGCCACUCCCUGUGAGCUGCAUAAAAAGGCAGAAGAGACGAACCUGAACUCCAUCCUGCAUCAAACUCCUGCAGCAUCUUGAAGGUGACCUUCAUCAUGAUUCCAGCCGUCCUCUUCCUCCUUUUGCUCUCAAUGACAAAUGUCCUGCUGGGCAUACCAGUUGACUAUGAUGAUAAAUCUGAAAAACCCCUCAAGCUUCUUGAUGACAUCGUCAUCCCCGACAUUUGGGAGAGGAAUGCAGACCCAUGCACUGCCAUAGGCUGCAAGUGGCCCAAAACCGGACGCUUUGUAAAUGUGCCCUAUGAGAUCUCCUCUGACUACUCUAAGGAACAGCGCAAGUUCAUCAUUGAUUCCCUAGAGCAAUUACAUGGUGUCUCCUGCAUUCGUUUUGUCCCACGAAGCGAUCAACAUCGUGAUUACAUCCAUUUCUUUUCAGAAGAGGGAAGAGACGAACCUGAACUCCAUCCUGCAUCAAACUCCUGCAGCAUCUUGAAGGUGACCUUCAUCAUGAUUCCAGCCGUCCUCUUCCUCCUUUUGCUCUCAAUGACAAAUGUCCUGCUGGGCAUACCAGUUGACUAUGAUGAUAAAUCUGAAGAAACCCCCGAGCUGCUUGAUGACAUCGUCAUCCCCGACAUUCGGGCCAGGAAUGCAGUCCCAUGCACUGCCAUAGGCUGCAAGUGGCCCAAAACCGGACGCUUUGUAAAUGUGCCCUACGAGAUCUCCUCUGACUACUCUAAGGAACAGCGCAAGUUCAUCAUUGAUUCCCUAAAGAAAUUCCAUGAUGUCUCCUGCAUUCGUUUUGUCCCCCGAAGCGAUCAACAUCGUGAUUACAUCCAUAUCUUUUCAGGCAAGAAGUGUUCUUCCCCUAUAGGUCGUCAGAAGGGAGGACAGAAAAUCUCUCUGCGGAAAAGCAAGUGUUUGAAAGGCGCCACUGUGCAGCAUGAGGUUCUUCACGCUCUGGGCUUCAAACAUGAACAGGUCCGCUCCGACAGAGAUGACUACGUUGAGAUUCACUUCGAGAACAUCGAGGAAGGAAUGGCGCACAACUUUUUCAAAACGGACACCAACAACCUGGGGACUCCAUAUGACUUCAAUUCUAUCAUGGAAUAUGACAACACUGCCUUCUCCAAAAAUGGGAAACCAACAAUUGUUGCCAAACGCGACCCCAAGAUGAAGUUUGGACACGCCAAAGAAUUCAGCGUCAAUGACAUCGCCCGUGUCAACAAGCUUUAUAAGUGCUCCAAUCAGAAAUUCAUCUUUUGAAGACGCCGGCCUCCAGAAGCUGCAGCUGGUCAGAAGCUUCAUCACAGACCAAACUGAGCUAGCAUAAAAAAUAAUGUCUGCCUCUGUCCUUUUCUUAACAAACAGCUAGAAUUUAUGGUUUGGUUUUGGAAAAUGUUUUUUGCCACAAGGCGGAUCAGUGAUAGCCAAUUAGACAUAAACAGCAAGCAUCGCCACAUUUAUGUUUCUGCUUUAAUUUGCUUUGGUGUUUAAGUAAUUAAUAACUUAAAUUAAUUGCUUAAAUACUGAGGGAAAUGUUACAGGAAAAAUGGAAUUUCUUCUUUGCAGUUUUUGCUUAUGCAGCAAUGUAUUGAAUUUGCCUAAU